Messenger RNA from Colletotrichum chrysophilum, 1494 nucleotides. RefSeq lists its product as uncharacterized. NCBI's taxonomy places the organism in Eukaryota, Fungi, Ascomycota, Sordariomycetes, Glomerellales, Glomerellaceae. The record is from RefSeq and is a predicted model, not a curated record. Gene Ontology annotation, molecular function: oxidoreductase activity, acting on paired donors, with incorporation or reduction of molecular oxygen; monooxygenase activity. The coding region runs from base 1 to 1494 and encodes 497 amino acids. The transcript is spliced from 4 exons.
AUGACUUCAGUCCCGAUUCACAGCGCAACCAAUGGCGAGAAUGGCGUUAAGGGUGAGGGCAAGAAACAGAUUUUGCUGAAUGCUUUUGACAUGUCCACCAUUGGCCACCUGUCACCCGGGCAAUGGAAGAACCCAGAAGAUAAGUCCGCGACGAAGCGCGACCUCAACUAUUGGAUCGAACUCGCGAAGCUCCUGGAGAGGGGUGGCAUCAACUCGCUCUUCCUUGCCGACACCUACGGCGGAUACGAUACGUACGAGGGAAGUCUCGACAACUGCAUUCGCCGUGCGGCUCAAUGGCCCAUGACGGAUCCCACAAUCCCCAUUAGUGCCAUGGCUGCCGUGACGAGGAACCUUUCAUUCGCCAUCACAGCAUCAACCUCAUUCGAGCCGCCAUUCCUACUUGCGAAGAGGUUCUCUACCUUGGAUCACUUUACUAGAGGUCGCAUUGGGUGGAACAUUGUGACUUCAUGGAAGAAGGCAGCGUUCAAGGCCAUUGGUCUAGACAGCCCGAUCCCUCACGACGAGCGAUACGCACAGGCGGACGAGUACUUGCGCGUUCUUUACAAGCUGUGGGAGGGUUCAUGGGCAGACGAUGCCAUCUCGCCAGACCCCGAGAACGACAGCUAUGCCGACCCCGAUAAGAUCCGCACGAUUCACCACCACGGAAAGUUUUUCGACCUUGAUACUCGUCACAUUGUCGAUCCCUCGCCGCAAAGAACCCCAUUUCUCUUCCAGGCAGGCACGUCAGCAGCAGGCUCAGAGUUUGCGGCAACACAUGCCGAGGGUAUCUUCGUAUCCUCCCACUCGCCCAAGCUUCUGAGGCCCAAGGUCAAGGAGAUCAGAGACAGGGCUGCAGCUCUCGGCCGAGACCCUCAAUCUGUGAAGUUCUUCGCUACUUUCACCCCAAUUGUCGGCCGUACCGACGAGGAAGCCAAGGCCAAGCACGAAGAGCUCAAGAAGUACGCAUCCGUCGUUGGAGGUCUUGUCCUGGUCAGCGGCUGGACAGGUAUCGACCUCUCCAAGAUCCCGGUCGACCAGGAGGUCACUGCGGCCGACUCAUUGGAGGCGCACAAGGUGCGGAGUAUCCUGGACGCGUUCACGACCACAAGCGAGCACGUCCCGAAGUGGACGCCCCGCGUGAUUGCCGAGCGGGCGGCUAUCGGUGGCCUCGGCCCGGUCUCGGUCGGUAGUCCGGAGAAGGUGGCGGACGACAUGGAGCACUGGAUCCGCGAGGGUGACUUGGAUGGGUUCAACAUUGGAUACGUCACUACGCCCGGCUCUUUUGUGGAUGUUGUUGAUCUUCUCAUUCCCGAACUGCGACGUCGCGGUCUGUAUCCCGAGGCGCCGGCGGAGAAUGUGCAGCUUACUGCGAGAGAGAAGGUUUAUGGGCAGGGCCAGAAGGAGCUGCGGAGCGACCACCCCGGAUCGUCGUACAAGUAUGAUGUAUAUAAGGAGGAGAAUGGGGGAUCUGAUGGGUCGGCAGGUAGCUCUUGA